Molecule: messenger RNA, 1422 nt
Organism: Cucurbitaria berberidis CBS 394.84
Lineage: Eukaryota; Fungi; Ascomycota; Dothideomycetes; Pleosporales; Cucurbitariaceae
Product: taurine catabolism dioxygenase
Exons: 3
Coding region: 194-1318 (374 amino acids)
Cellular component (GO): cytoplasm
Molecular function (GO): 2-oxoglutarate-dependent dioxygenase activity
Source: RefSeq, a predicted model, not a curated record
CGCGCGAUACACGUUGCGUGCUCGGGAUAGCAAUUGCGUGAUCCUCCCCCACCUCAAUGUCUCACAAUGAACCAGCGCAACCACAGCGAAAUGGGGAUAUAUCUUCAGCAGACCCCGCCAUCGCGAUUUUGGUCCUAGCCUCCUCACCAGCACACAUUCCUAUACAACAGCACCCUUUGUUCACCUCUCAAUCAUGUCGGCCACGGAAUCGGCAAAGUUCGUCUCACCGCAAAAGAAGUCCGGCGCAUUGGACGCAAAGUUCGAAUAUGAAGAAGCCACACCCGUGAUUGGCCGAGAGUACCCAAAGGUAAACAUUGUCGAUGAUAUUCUCAAUGCAUCCAACGCCGACGAAUUGAUCCGCGAUCUUGCCAUCACAAUCUCGGAACGCGGUGUUGUCUUCUUCCGCGCACAGAAUAAUCUCACCGACGAUUUGCAAAAAAAGCUCGUUCACCGUCUCGGCCAACUGACCGGCAAACCAGCCGACUCAACGCUGCAUAUCCAUCCCAUGCUCAAUAACUCGUCUGAGUUCGGCGUGGACGAUGCUGAAAUAAGCAAGAUCAGUUCUGUGACUCGCAAGAAGAUCUUCGGCCACGAGAACAAAGGUCGACAGGGUGGCAACCGCCGCUACGAUGCCGCUCAAUGGCACUCCGACAUUCAGUUCGAACCUGUCCCCGCUGACUACACCUCUCUACGAAUAUUACAGUUGCCCGAAACUGGGGGCGAUACGCUCUGGGCUUCCGGCUACGAGGUCUACGAUCGCUUCUCAAAGGCGUAUCAAAAGUUUUUCGAAGGACUGACUGCGACCUUCGUAGGAGAUGGGUUCAUUCGGGCAGCUGAAGCUAACCCAGAAAAGAUCAAACUGUACGAGAAGGAGCGUGGCAGCCUAAAAAAUGUCGGCAAAUCGCUGAGUGCUGUACAUCCCGUUGUGCGCACGAACCCCGUUACGGGGUGGAAGAGCAUCUUCGCGCUUGGACCGUUCCCAAAGUACAUCAAUGAGUUGAACGAUGAGGAAAGCAGUGAGUUGUUGAAGAAGUUCCGAUCUGUGAUUACGGAAAACCAUGAUUUGCAGGUGAGGUUCAAGUGGAGGAAUGAGAACGACCUUGCUAUCUGGGACAACCGCAGCGCGUUUCACAGCGCCACCUUCGACUACGAUGGUCUUGGUGAGCGCUUCGGUAAUCGUGCCGUGGGGAUAGGAGAGGCGCCAUACCUCGAUCCAAGCAGUCGAUCGAGGACAGAGGCAUUGGCUGAUGAGAGGAAAAUUGUCGUUGACGGGCACUCCAAGAACGGCAUUGAUAGGUCGGAGACGGUAACAGCCUAGAGCAAGGCCACAUCGUAGCGUCUUCCUUCUCGACGUGUCUCAUGUAUUGGUGCUGUGCAAUAUUAGUAGCCUUGACUGUGCAGUUUAAGAUUUACAUACCCAAC